Daphnia magna is the source of this 597-nucleotide messenger RNA. RefSeq lists its product as uncharacterized. Lineage: Eukaryota; Metazoa; Arthropoda; Branchiopoda; Diplostraca; Daphniidae. The record is from RefSeq and is a predicted model, not a curated record. The transcript has 5 exons. Bases 151 to 573 code for a protein of 140 amino acids.
GUUAAAAUGAAGUACAAUAUCUUGAAUUUGUAAUCAGCCAAAAAUCCAAAAUGGCAGCCUCUUAGUGUGUUUGUUGUAUGAUAGAAUUAGUCUGCUACGCCUACAACUUUACGCCGUUCACGUUUCUUCACACAUAUUCGUACAGUGAAAAUGGCUGAUCCUGGAGAUCGAAAGACGAAAAAGUCUUUUGUUUCACAAAGGCAGAUGAGAAACAGAAUUAAUGCAAGAUUGGAGGAUUACGUGAGAGAUUUUUCUGACAGCAACCUUCAGGAAGGCAUCCCAAGUGAGAUGCAGCAGAUAGUACAUAAACCUCCAACAAACGCUGCAGCUGAGCAAUUGGUCACUGCUUAUUAUGUCAAUCCGAUUUCACCAAAUAAUUUACCUGCUCCCUCUUGUGAGCCUGUACGCAAUGAAAGUAGUGACUCUGAGCAAGCUCAUGAACAAAUCGUCCCUGAAAGUUAUGAUGAAAACAGCUUUGAUGAUGAAGAUGUAAUUAUUAUCAAAAUCAAUACAUGGAUAGUCCCUUGUUUGUACGGCAAUCAGAAAUUAAUUUAUUCAAAUCAGUACCCAUAAAUGAAUCGACUAUUGUUGUCCAUC